Molecule: messenger RNA, 1629 nt
Organism: Sporothrix schenckii 1099-18
Lineage: Eukaryota; Fungi; Ascomycota; Sordariomycetes; Ophiostomatales; Ophiostomataceae
Exons: 6
Coding region: 1-1629 (542 amino acids)
Source: RefSeq, a predicted model, not a curated record
AUGGGCCACAUCCAAACCGAGACACCGUACUACCAGCCCGCCCCGCUCACUCCGGAGCCAUUUGCCGGCGCGUCGAGCUUUCCCGGUGACCCGUCCUUUGCCAGCUGCAUAACCGACGGCUGCCGUGCUGCAUGGGGUCUGCGUAUCACGGACUCGCAGGACGUCACACUGCACAGUGCCGGCCUUUACAGCUUCUUUAACGACUUUUACGUCGACUGUAGCGACACCGGAUCGGAAAACUGCCAAGACAAGAUUCUCGAGGUCAAGGGUUCGUCAGGGGUAGUGGUCUUCAACCUGUUUACUAUCGGGACGACGACUAUUGCUUCCGGAAUAAACAACGCUUCUGUCCUUCUCUCCGAGUCGAACCAAAGGGGCUUUACGUCAGAAGUCAGUGUCUGGAUACCGCUGCCGGGCGCAGACAACAGCGACAUUGUUUACGUCGGUACGGAGAUCUGGGCUACACCCACCGUGCACUGCCCACCGCCCUGCACGCUCGUGCUGCCAAACAGCACUGUGCCGGCGGGGAUGACUAUCUCGCCCGGUGACUACACGACAUCAUUUGAGUACGGCCACACAACAGUGACGAUCGUGGGCGCGCAGACGGUGACGACGUUUGUCACGAGCACAACAACGGUGACGAUCAACAUUCCGGAGAUCACGAUUCCGUCCGGCGGCGGAAUGCCCUACUCAAACAUGCCUAUCACACAGACGACAACGGGCUUCUUGGCCAUUCCGAGCCUACCGCUACCCGCCGCAGACUGUCUCUCUGCCCGACGGCAGUGGUGGCACAACGGUCCGCAGCGUUACGCUGCCGCCGUGGCCAGCCGUGACAGACGGCCCGGCCGACACGGCCUCGUCGAUGGUACUGCCGCCCGUAUCUGUAACGACCAGCGGCGGCGCAGUGACCCUCCACACGGGUGUCACGACAACGGUCACCGCCACGAAACCGGGCAUAACCACACUGACGUUUCUGACAACGAUGGCAGGGUCGUUUACCUGUCCUCCGAUCAAGGUCGUGACGUUUCUCGACCUGUCGUCAGGAGUCUUCGUGCAGGACUGUACUUCCGUCAGCACGAUCACGGCGUCUCCGGGCACGUCCACGCGGUCCAGGACUUCCGCAUUGACGACCACAACCACCACCACUCCCCUCCCGGUGUGGGUGACGUGGCCACCUGGAGUAAUUGUGCCGGUCACGACGUCCGUGUCCAAGCCGACUCCAACGCCCGGUGGCUAUGUGCUGCCCUGCAAGCUGUGAUCUGCGAUGACAAAGGACCAGAUCCAAUACUGGGCUGGCUGUGGACGCUGCCGCUUGGCAUCUACCCGCCCGGCCCUCCACCGUGGUUCAAAUUCCGUGGCUCCAAGAUCUCAGUGUCGUUGCCGCCGUGGCCAAAGAUUACUGUCGGCCCCGGUGGCGAAGUGUCCUACCCCGACGAGCCAAAGUCGUGCAAUACCGAGACGGCGUCGCUCUGCGGCGUCACGACCGUCUACUCGCAGACGGUCGGCGCCGACAGAAGCACGACCACGACGGCCGCGGCCACAAUUAGCGGCUGCGAGACGGUUUUUGGCUGCUCGCUGAGCAACCAGGCCACGACGGCGACAUCGACGAACCAGGCCGACGGUGCCUGGUAA